UUAGACCUUAGAACUCGAGUGGCGUGCAUGUGAACUGUGUGUGAAUUUAUAAAUUAAUUUGUAACAAUCAUGCUAUUGAUUUUUACUUUGACAUUAGCUUUAAUAGUGGCUGAUAAACCAUUAUCAGCUAAAAUAUGCAGCGACUGCAUCGUUUAUACGUCAUGUGAACCUGCAAAACAGUUAGGAUUUUACCAUAAAAACCCGAGAUCUGCAGAAUUGUUCAGACAAGCAUUUUGUGGUGUGGAAUACAUUAAAUUAGAUAGACUAGUCAAGGUAUGUUGCUCUGAUUUUGCCUCGGGUAUUAUAGACGACAGAAGGGGACUUCUCGCAAACCAGAAUAUGACGCAAGAUGUUAAUCCGAAAAUUAAGUUACUACCAACUUCGUGUGGUGACAUCGAUGGUUCACGUAUCAUUAAUGGAGAUGUAGCUGGCCUGUAUGAAUUCCCCUGGAUGGCGCUGAUCUCAUAUAAACGACUUAGUGGACAGUACUUUAUGUGUGCUGGAAGUAUAAUUAAUUCAAGAUAUAUACUCACCGCUGCACAUUGCGCGGUGAAAAAAAACAUAAAUGGGGUUCGGGUUGGUGAACAUGACAUUACAAGCAAAGAGGACUGUCAAGGUGUAAAGAUACAAGUUUGCGAGAGCCAUAUUGAAGAUCUAGGUGUUGAAAAAAUUAUUAUCCAUGAAAAAUGGAGCUAUAAAACAAGCAUUCAUGAUAUUGCUUUGCUGAGGUUAGAGAAGGAUAUCGAUUUUAAUUUCAGAUACGGCAGUCGCUCUAAGACAUUCGUAGAGAAUAUACACCUCAGUGUAGUAGUUAUCUCAUUAGCCACGAUGUGGAUAAAAUCAUCAUUAUUUAGCAUUUUGUUCUUAUAUAUUUGCAGAGAGGUGUCGAGCAGAGAAUGCAGUGAUUGUCAAAAGUAUACAUCAUGUCAGCCCGCUCUAGAUCUACUAGCAGCAAGAAGACAUGACGAAGCCAAAACAACAUUUCUAAAAGCACAUUGCGGUUUCGAUGUGAAUGAGACAUUGAUAAUGGUAUGCUGCUCGGAUUUCACGAAUGGGGUUCAUGGCAGCCUAAGCGAUACGGAGAAACUAAAGUUAUUGCCCGAGACAUGCGGCAAUAUUCAGGAAAAUCGUAUUCUUGGUGGACCAGUAGCUAACCUCUAUGAAUUCCCCUGGAUGGCCCUCAUUUCCUAUAACACACGUUAUGGCCUUCAAUUUAAAUGCAGUGGUUCUAUAAUAAACAAACGGUACAUCCUAACCGCGGCUCACUGUGUGCAAGGAGAAAACAUCGCGGGUGUUCGCCUCGGCGAGUUUGACGUCCGCUACCGAACAGAUUGUAUGGGACAAGAUCCAAACUUAAUUUGUGAAACGCAUCUACAGGAUGUUCGUGUCGAAGAAAAAAUCGUACACGAAAAUUACUCGUCAUUACCCCGGAUUAAUAAUGACAUUGCUUUAUUACGACUUUCGGAAGACAUUGAUUUUAAUUAUAGAAAUGUUGGCCCCAUCUGCCUUCCGGUGACUGAAACUCUGAAGAACACGUCUUUGAGUGGAAAAUUCGCUACUGUGGCUGGUUGGGGUUUCGGUGGGACAGGACGGGAGUCGCACGUGCCUUUGAAGGCGUUUGUACCCAUUAAUAGCGAAGCGUGUCUCAGUUUCUAUAACAGGACAGCAAAUGAAAACGAAGACAGAACAAAGAAAGAGAUAUGCGCAGGUGACCUCAAUAAGGAUUCCUGCAACGCUGACUUAGGCGGUCCACUUAUGUUAGAAGAAAAAUAUAAUGAUUUUUAUCGAUUUAUUCAAUUCGGUAUUGCUUCGCAUGGACCAUUACGAUGUGGAUCGAACUUCCCAGCAGUAUAUACAGACGUUAGAUACUUCGUAGACUGGAUCUUGGAAAAGAUAAAGCCUUAGCAAAUAUUUCAUAGAUAAAAUCAUCAGUAAAUGAAUGAACUAUGUUGUUUUAUGUAUUUCUAGUGAUAAGUUAUACUAAAAUAUAUUAUUAUGACUUUGUA
Messenger RNA from Zerene cesonia (dogface butterfly), 2006 nucleotides. RefSeq names its product CLIP domain-containing serine protease 14D-like. The coding region runs from base 70 to 1905 and encodes 611 amino acids. The transcript is spliced from 12 exons. Gene Ontology annotation, molecular function: serine-type endopeptidase activity. The record is from RefSeq and is a predicted model, not a curated record. Gene Ontology annotation, biological process: proteolysis. Lineage: Eukaryota; Metazoa; Arthropoda; Insecta; Lepidoptera; Pieridae.